Messenger RNA from Oldenlandia corymbosa var. corymbosa, 1056 nucleotides. NCBI's taxonomy places the organism in Eukaryota, Viridiplantae, Streptophyta, Magnoliopsida, Gentianales, Rubiaceae. The record is from the annotation of a GenBank genome assembly.
AUGGGUUUGAAACAAGCAAUUAGGAGCUUGGAUGCGUUCCCGCGAGCUGAAGAACACUUAUUGCAGAAAACAAAGUCUGGAGCUUUUGUUUCCAUUGUUGGACUAAUCAUCAUGGCAACGUUAUUCGUGCACGAGCUGAGAUACUAUCUCACUACGAAUAUUGUUCAUCAGAUGGCCGUUGAUUUGAAACGAGGAGAAACUUUACCAAUCCAUAUUAAUAUGACUUUUCCUUCUUUACCAUGCGAUGUUCUCAGUGUUGAUGCUAUUGAUCUCUCUGGAAAGCAUGAGGUAGACCUUGACACAAAUAUAUGGAAGCUACGGCUGAACAGCAACGGACUUAUAAUUGGUACUGAAUACUUGUCCGAUCUUGUGGAGAAGGAGCACGCUGCACACAACCAUGAUGAUCUCAAAGACCAUCAUGAUGACCACGACCGUAAAGUUCAUCUGCAAGGUUUUGAUAAAGAAGCAGAAGAUAUGAUCAAGAGGGUGAAACAAGCACUGUCUCAUGGAGAAGGCUGUCGGGUCUACGGUGUUCUAGAUGUGCAGAGGGUUGCUGGGAACUUCCAUAUUUCAGUUCAUGGGUUGAAUAUAUUUGUUGCUCAAAUGAUAUUUGAAGGAGCCACUCAUGUCAAUGUCAGUCAUAUUAUUCACGAUUUAUCGUUUGGGCCUAAGUAUCCUGGCAUUCACAACCCACUUGAUGGGACAACAAGGAUUUUGCGGGAAACAAGUGGUACAUUCAAGUACUACAUAAAGAUUGUCCCUACAGAAUAUAACUAUAUUUCGAAAGAAGUGCUACCAACUAACCAAUUCUCGGUUACAGAGUAUUUCUCACCCAUGACCGAGUUUGACCGUACCUGGCCAGCGGUAUACUUUUUAUAUGAUUUAUCACCAAUUACUGUCACAAUCAGAGAAGAACGUCGCAAUUUCCUCCACUUCAUUACCCGGCUUUGUGCUGUACUGGGUGGGACAUUCGCCUUGACAGGAAUGUUAGACAGAUGGAUGUAUAGGCUGAUGGAAACACUCAUCAAGCCCAAAUCCAGAAUUAUUGUGCGAUAG